Molecule: messenger RNA, 1527 nt
Organism: Drosophila bipectinata
Lineage: Eukaryota; Metazoa; Arthropoda; Insecta; Diptera; Drosophilidae
Gene: porin
Product: porin
Biological process (GO): monoatomic anion transmembrane transport
Cellular component (GO): mitochondrial outer membrane
Molecular function (GO): voltage-gated monoatomic anion channel activity
Source: RefSeq, a predicted model, not a curated record
CUUCGCCGCCUGGGCACACUCCGAAAAUUAAAAUAAUUUUCGUCGUUCGUGGUUGUCUCUGUUCCUCUGCGUUUCGCAUUACACUCUAGCCUCACUUAAAUCAUAAAAAAUGGCUCCUCCAUCAUACAGCGAUUUGGGCAAACAGGCUCGCGACAUCUUCAGCAAAGGCUACAACUUCGGCCUGUGGAAGCUGGACCUGAAGACCAAGACCUCGUCGGGCAUUGAGUUCAACACAGCCGGACACUCGAACCAGGAGUCGGGCAAGGUUUUCGGUUCUCUGGAGACCAAGUACAAGGUCAAGGACUAUGGCCUGACCCUGACCGAGAAGUGGAACACAGACAACACCCUGUUCACCGAGGUGGCUGUUCAGGAUCAGCUGUUGGAGGGUCUCAAGCUGUCGCUGGAGGGCAACUUCGCUCCCCAGUCUGGCAACAAGAACGGCAAGUUCAAGGUUGCCUACGGCCAUGAGAACGUCAAGGCCGAUUCUGAUGUCAACAUUGAUCUGAAGGGCCCCUUGAUCAAUGCCUCUGCUGUUCUGGGCUACCAGGGAUGGUUGGCCGGCUACCAGACCGCAUUUGAUACUCAGCAGUCCAAGCUGACCACCAACAACUUUGCCCUUGGCUACACCACCAAGGACUUUGUCCUGCACACAGCUGUCAACGAUGGCCAGGAGUUCAGCGGCUCAAUCUUCCAGCGCACUUCGGACAAGUUGGACGUUGGUGUACAGCUGUCGUGGGCCAGCGGCACCAGCAACACCAAGUUCGCCAUCGGCGCCAAAUAUCAGCUGGACGAUGACGCCAGCGUGCGCGCCAAGGUGAACAACGCCAGCCAGGUAGGCCUGGGCUACCAGCAGAAGCUGCGCGACGGCAUCACCUUGACUCUGUCCACGCUGGUUGAUGGCAAGAACUUCAACGCUGGCGGUCACAAGAUCGGUGUUGGUCUGGAGCUGGAGGCUUAAAUCUGCGGAAUCUUUCAAGUUGUCUAACAUACCCACAUGCCCAACAACAAAAACACCAACAAUAAGUGCAGUCAACAUCAAUAUACCAUGCAAAACAAGAACAAAAAUAAAAUUAAAAAAGAAAAACAAAAGAGCACACAGUAAUUGAUGAAAGAAUCUUAACACCUUACCGAUUAGAUUGGAUCCGUUGUCACGCCCCCGCCCAAUACACAGCAUCCGGCCACCCCCCGCCACCUGCCACCAGAAUCUGCAGAAGAGACACUGCCAACAAAUGUUGCACAGGGGGUGGAUCGGUCGGUCGGUCAGUCCGUCGUCGUUGGAUGUAGCUUUCUUUAGUGCAUUGAAAAUUAGCUGAAAUCUGUUGUUGGCAAAAAUACAGUAAAAUACAUUUACCUAUUAAACAAAAAACAAAAAAAAUAUAUAAAAAGGAAUAUUGAUGGUCAGAUGACUUUUGGGUGGCGAUAUCACCAAUUACAUACAUAAAUACAUCCUCCAACCACACAAUCAUUAACCAUUCUUAAUUUUUCUUUGUGCAUUUACAUGAGAAAUAAAUCAACAAGAAUCUUUAA